Molecule: messenger RNA, 886 nt
Organism: Arachis ipaensis
Lineage: Eukaryota; Viridiplantae; Streptophyta; Magnoliopsida; Fabales; Fabaceae
Source: RefSeq, a predicted model, not a curated record
AUAUAACCACACAAUUCAUGAAUCAAAACCAACAUACAUUAUUAUUCAAUUGUAAUAUAUAGAACAUCUUCAUCUUCUAUAUAUCUAGGAAUAACCCAUUGCUAUAUCUAUCAUUUUUAUGGCUCCAUCAUUAGAGAGCAAUAAAAAUGUUGUUAUUGAUGAUGAAUCCAAUAAGAAUCUUCUUAAAGAAGAAGAAGAAGAUGGAAUGCUUUUUGCAAUGGACUUGGGGGUUUUAGUGGCGUUUCCAAUGGCUGUUAAGACUGCAUUUGAGCUUGGAAUCUUCGACAUAAUAGCCAAAGGUGGUGAACAUGCAAAGUUCUCAUCUGAAGAUAUUGCAUCAAAGAUUGGUAGCACAAACCCUAAUGCACCAUCAAUGGUGGAUCGUCUUCUUAGGCUACUUGCAAGUCAUUCUUUGCUGUCUUGUUCAUCACUUCCUCAAGUCACCAAAGAUGAAGAUGAUCAAGAACAUGGGCUUAUUGCAUCUGCUCAUAAGACUGUGUAUAGUCUUACAGCUGCUUCCAAAUAUUUUGUGACUGAUGAUGAUGGUGUCAAUUUUGGACACACUUUGAGCUUGAUUCUGGACAAGGUUGUCUUGGAAAGCUGGAGUGAACUGAAAGGAGCAAUAUUGGAAGGAGGUGUGCCAUUUGUUAGGGCUAAUGGGAUGCACACAUUUGAGUACCCAAGUGUGGAUCCAAGGUUCAAUGAUGUGUUCAACAAAGCUAUGAUAAGCCACACAACCAUAGUGAUGAAGAGGGUUCUUGAGUCCUAUGAAGGUUUCAACAACAUUAACACUCUAAUUGAUGUUGGUGGUGGUCUUGGUUUCAAUCUCAAAAUGAUCACUUCCAAAUAUCCAAAUAUCAAUGCUAUUAACUUUGUUUUUUGUUAA